AUGACCCUCAAAUAUCUGGUGACUGGAGCCACCGGUGGCCUCGGCAAACAAAUACUAGCCUACUUGGUCGCCAACGUCCCUGCUUCUGAAUACGCAGCAGCAUCAUCCAAUGAAGCCAACCGCAAGCACUUUGAAGAUCAGGGGAUCGCAUUCCGAGUCGUGAACUAUGAUGACCCAGCAAGCAUGGAAAGAUCAUUUCAAGGCGUGGAGAACCUCCUCUUCGUGAGCACGAACACCUUUGACGUCGAGAAGCGACGGAAGCAACACCAAAGCUUCGUCGAUGCGGCGAAGAAGGUGGAUGUCAAGCAUGUCUGGUAUACAUCACUUGCCUUUGGCGGAUUCCGCUCCGACUCCAAGGCGAAUGUUCAACAAGCUCAUCUGAUGACAGAAGAAAUGCUGCGAGUAUCCGGGAUCAACUACACCUCCGUUCGUGAGGGCGCUUACACCGACGCCUUCCCAGUGUUCAUGGGCUGGUACCCGAGCAGCUCGGCCGUGUACCUCCCAUCAGACGGGCCGGUGGCAUUCACCCUGCGCGACGAGCUGGGCGAAGCCACCGCACGACUGAUGGUGCGAGGCGGGUACGACAAGGAAAUCGUGCUCCUGACGGCGCAGGAAACGAUCACCUUCCGUGAGAUUGUGGAGGUGAUCAAUGAGACCACGGGUCGCUCGGUUCGACUAGAGAUUGUUUCACCGGAUGAUUUUGUGAAAUUGAAAGCUGCGGAUGACGAGGGAGGGAAAUCGGAAGCAUUCUUUCAGUCGAUCUUAUCGUGGUACGACUCGAUUUCGAAGGGAGAGGUCGGCACGACGGAUCCGCUCAUGACCGAGCUGCUCGGGAGGCCGCCGGUCGGGGCUCGGGAUGCGAUUCGGGGGUUGUUAAAGGAGAGGGAUUAUGAGUGGCAUCAGAACUAUGUCAACCGAGAGUAG
Molecule: messenger RNA, 924 nt
Organism: Penicillium waksmanii
Lineage: Eukaryota; Fungi; Ascomycota; Eurotiomycetes; Eurotiales; Aspergillaceae
Product: SDR family oxidoreductase
Exons: 3
Coding region: 1-924 (307 amino acids)
Source: RefSeq, a predicted model, not a curated record